AUGGCCUCGCGGUGGGCUAUUGCAGUGAUCCUUUCACAGACGCCUUCUCCGCUGCUGCUGAACGUGCGACUUCCAGCAGAGCUCCGAGGCGUCAGUUGCAUCCAGGAUCUGCCAGGUGUGACCCGAUUGGGGGCGUCAACGUCCUUCCUGGAGCCGACGGCGCUGCAGCAGCAGGCAGAAGACCUCUUUCAGCUGCUGCUGAAACUUCUCCGCCAGGCUGUUACCUCGUAUAGCGAGGGCGGUCGUGCAAAGGCGCCGCAACUGAUCAGCGCUGUUGGUGCAGUCGCAAGGCAGCGACCCAGCAUGCUCCCGGCAUGCCUGGGCAUGUUCAAGUCACUACUUCAGCCAAAAGAGGUGCUCGGAGCACAGACUUUCGAUGAGAUUCAGAGGCUAGUGGCAGCAGAAACACAACUCUUUAUUGCCUCUGGACUGACCAAAGAAUGGUCUGCAGAGCUUCUCGAACUUUAUGAUUUGGCUGGUCAAUCAGGCUCCCUGGAGGAAGUGUCAACACAAGCCAAGUACAAGCAGAUCAGUGCAGUGACAGAGGAUGUCGAUGGAACAUCUCGUGGAAAUAAGCGGGUCUGGACAUCACAGUGUGCUGACGGAACGCUCUCCGAGGAUGCCAUCUUUGAUGCAGACGCCUUACUGUCUGGAGAGGCCGAGACCACUUGCAGGCGUUUGGAGGACUACUUUGGUUUACCAAGCCAGCGCGAGCCGGCUGGACAUGUUCCUGCGCCAGCAGUCCUUGCCACCAGAAUUAGCAGCCAGGCUGAGCUCGCGCGCAUUGCGCUUACAUCUUUGAGUUCGUUGUCCGUCCAGCGAAGUUUGCACCGAGAGCGUGCGCACGAGAACGCAGUCGUGUUCUCGGAUGCCGCUUCUGGGCAUGGCACCAAUGGCACCUCAGAGCCAGAGAUGUUUCAAGAGCAGCUGUCACUUCUGGUUGAGGGCAAGGCUGCAAAGCACAAUGAACCUGAAAAACCUGAUGAGCCUGUAGCGCGUGAUCCUCGGGCUGCACUUUCCAUGGAUCGAUCUGGCGGCGAGAAGAACGGCAUAGCUGCAAAUCUGCUGCCGCUGGACGUGAGCAGCACGCAGCUGCCAAAAGACCUCCGUGCCAAAGACGCAUUGCAGCUGAAGCUUUUCGAGGAGGUUCUGGCAAGCUGGAGCAGAAUGGAGACUUCAUUGCAAAAAUAUUCCUUCUUGCCCACGCAGCUAACCUCAUACACGCAGGUCAGCCGCCAGGUUGCUGUGCACCUUGCAGCUGGCCAAAGGACGGCCUUGCAGCCAGAGCUGCAGCGGUCCAUGUGCCAGGCCUACGUCCUACGAAGCUUUGACUUGCUUCAGGCUUCACUCCAAUCGGAGAGCAAGGCGGGUGCGUCAGCUGCUAUGGACCAGCUUGUGGAGCUUUUUUAUGCCAAGUUCUCUGCAGACGUAGCCCGGUUCCAGGAGUCAGCAGUCGGAACCAGCGCGCCGCUUCGUGAAAUCCUGGAGGCAGGUGGCUCUUCAAGGCGCCUUGCUGGGACGAGCUUCACCUACGCGGAGCUGUUCGACAUGUGCUUAGCCGAAUUUGAAAAGCGAGAUGUUCCCAGGCGUGAGCUGCGCACCUUCCUGGGCGAGCUCCCGGCCGUGCCUUUGUCUGCUUUCCGAGCUCUUGAAGCACAGUGCCAACUGGCAUCGGCUCGGAAAAUGGCCUUGCUCACAAUUCUGGCCUUAAUCGAAGGUAAGCCAGCAUGCCGCUGGCGCGGGCUCCAAUUGCUUUUCAAGUUGAUCUUCUCAGUUGGAGAGGUUUGGUACUGCGAUGGGACUGCGGGAGAGCAUCACCACUUCAAAAGCCGGGCGAUCUACACAUCAACUAAUGGGCAGUUGCCAGACCUAGGCUGGCAGCUCCCUCACUUGACCGAUGAGGAAGCCUUGGCGCUUAUGGCAGAGGGCUUCGAGGACGAUGCAUCGAAGAUAUUGCAACGAUCAUGUGCCGAUAUCUUCAAAGGUGCAAUUUGCGCACCACAAGAGAGAGUGUGGCUCUACCACGGACUUUGCAUAAAGAGGCCAAUCUUAAUGCAUGGCUUGUUUGAGACCUUCGUCCACUGCGAUGCAGCAAUGAAAGAGCACUUGAUCAAUUCGAUCGAGGAGGCGGUCAAGCAUAUUCCAGUCAGCGAACAGGAGCUUCUAGUGCUCGUCCAGAAGGCAACUCCACAGACGGAGGCUCUUGUUCUCAAGAUGCUCAACAUCAUGAUGACCACGAGAGGAAACGAAGCCCUGCUUCCAGGCUUUGGUGAAGCCGUGGUGCGGCUGUACAAGGAGACUCAGAACCCCCGCCUACUUGUUCCCGUUUUCGACAUGCUCGAUCGAGACACUUUGCUCGACUUCCUGCCGUCAGUUCUACAGUUGGAGGCAGAUCUCGUGGCUGAUGCUUUCCGGCUGUUAAUUGGCUCUCGCACGCCCCCAAUAAGCGUAACAGAGUUGCUGACUGAGCUCCACCAUGUUAACAGCCCGGGAGAAGAUAUUGUACCUCGAAAAUGCUCGAUGCAAGCUCUUAACAUUGUGUUUGACAUGCGGGACCAAUUUGACACCAAAGUCUAUGGGAUUGUCAUCCAGUCCCUUGUCGAAGAGCCUGGUCCACUUCCAACGCUCUUCAUGCGCACUGUCAUUCAAGUUGUGAAGGAGCUUCCUCAUCUUUCAGAUUUCGUUGUCAUGGAGAUUCUUCCUCGUCUUGUCCGACAAGAGGUCUGGGCGCAUGAGAAUAUGUGGCGAGGCUUCAUGAUCGUGCUGCAGCACACAUUUGCAAGCCAGCCAAGCGGAGCAGCCCGAGUCUUGGCCAUGCUUCCUCUUUCUCAGCUGGAGGACGUUCUGGUGCAGCAUCCGGAUUGGAAAGCACAGCUGCGGGAAUUCGUCGCAAGACAGCCUCCAAGCAUGGUUCCAUCGCAUGUGAGGCAGCUGCUGGAGUGA
Symbiodinium pilosum is the source of this 2943-nucleotide messenger RNA. The record is from the annotation of a GenBank genome assembly. Lineage: Eukaryota; Dinophyceae; Suessiales; Symbiodiniaceae.